AUGGCAAGAGCAUGCGAAGACAGGCUCCAAUGUAAGCACUGUCCAAUGAGAUUUGGCAGUUACAAGUCCACCCGACAGCACGAGCGGAGGGCACACCCGGUGGAAUACGCCGGUGAGAUCGAGAAGAUGCGCGGUCCUCUGCCAGAACCAGAGAUCUUGCAGAUCAUGGCGAGGAUCGAAGCCCGUGAACCAGCCGGGCGAGUUAAUAAGUGCAUGGCUGAAGCCACAGAUCUCACCGUUGACCAGGUGCGGUUCAGGAGGAGGAAGCCCGAGUAUCAGAGAUAUCUCGAGCUCGCCCGGAAGCAAUUCCGGGCCUCUGGUACUCGGAUUUUACCAGCAAAAUCUUCUUCCCCCGCCGCAUCUACUAGCGGAUCCUCCGUGGUGUGCCAGACGCCCGUGCCCGAGGGAAAGGACAAACUUAAACAACCAGCCUCCUGCGAAAACGAGCCUCUUUCGCAGGACAUGGAGUCUCCUCUGCUUCAGAAGGUAUCAGCAAGGCAGAAGCGGAUGAGGGAGAGUUGCUCACCGCACGACCUCAACCCCGCCAAGAGGAAGACGGCUGAUAGGGACCGAUGUCGGCAGGAAUACGAGCUCUAUUAG
Acanthoscelides obtectus is the source of this 600-nucleotide messenger RNA. NCBI's taxonomy places the organism in Eukaryota, Metazoa, Arthropoda, Insecta, Coleoptera, Chrysomelidae. The record is from the annotation of a GenBank genome assembly.